GUUAGUAGCGAAACACUCUCCUGAUAACAGGUAAACAAAUAUGGCUGCUAGUUUCUGUGGCUGUUUACGAUUAUUUAUGAGUGGCGGGAUAACCACAAAUAAAUUACCAAAUCGUGAACAAUCUGGAGUUAAACUAGAUCCCUCUCAUUCUGGUCAAGAUGUCGUUAUAGUAAAAAAUGGAAGAAGAAUAUGUGGCAGCGGGGCUGCCCUUUCAAAUGCUCCGAUCGUGCAGAAUAAAGCUUACUUCGAAGUAAAAAUCCAGUCAUCAGGUUCUUGGGCGAUCGGUUUAGCAACAAGGAAGUGCAAUAUUAAUAAAUUACCAUUAGGAGAAGAUGCUGAGAGCUGGGUACUGCGAAAUGACGGAGCUAUCUUUCAUAAAAAUGAACAAAGCGCAACUCUUACCGGUGCAGUGGAGGAAGGCGAUAUCCUGGGCUUUACUUUCGAUCACGUAGACUUUAAUAUUUACUUAAACGGAAGACCAACAGGUUGCAGUGUGCAUGGUAUAAGGGGUACAACAUUUCCAAUAUUUUACGUAGACGACGGGGCGAUAAUGGAUAUUCAAUUUGUCAAUUUCUUUCAUGAACCACCUGAAGGAUACGAAAGAAUUAUGAUUGAACAAUCUCUUUUAUAA
Messenger RNA from Dimorphilus gyrociliatus, 631 nucleotides. NCBI's taxonomy places the organism in Eukaryota, Metazoa, Annelida, Polychaeta, Dinophilidae. The record is from the annotation of a GenBank genome assembly.